AUGACAAAAAUUUGGGGAGCUUGCCUUUGUCUCAAAUAAAAAAAUGAAUGAUUGAAGAGAAAUAGAUUCUUUCUUUCUACAGGAGGAGGAGGAGAAGCGCCAGCAAGCCAAGCAGGAAGCAGGGCAGCAGCAAAGCAAUCCAACAACAUGAUGGGUCCAGUAAUUAGCAGUAGAGACUGUGGUAGCAGAGCUGCUGCAGUCCCUCUCGUGGUUUCCUCCAAAACCAAAGCUCAAACUCACCCACCAACAUCACUUGUUCUUCCCUUUUCAAAUCCCAAAUCCCAACUCUCUCUUUUCAAUAUUCACCACAAAUUCUACCAUAAUAGAAGAAAUGGGGUGGCUCAAAGCAGCCCCAAAAUGGUUACAUGCUCCGCCUCCGCUGAGAAAAAUAACUCUGCGGCAAAGAAGUUGCGUCUCAUCCUUGACUCUCCUGGGGUUCACCAGGGCCCUGCUUGUUUUGAUGCUUUAAGUGCUCUGCUUGUCCAGCGAGCUGGUUUUGAUUAUUGUUUCACCAGUGGAUUUUCGAUAUCGGCAGCUAAAUUGGGGUUGCCUGAUACUGGAUUUAUUUCCUAUGGAGAAAUGGUGGAUCAAGGCCAACAAAUUACUCAAGCUGUAUCCAUUCCUGUCAUUGGAGAUGCCGAUAAUGGAUAUGGGAAUCCCAUGAAUGUUAAAAGAACUGUCAAGGGUUAUAUUAGAGCUGGCUUCGCCGGGAUCAUCCUUGAAGAUCAGGUGUCUCCAAAAGCUUGUGGCCAUACUCGUGGCAGGAAAGUGGUGUCUCGGGAGGAAGCCAUAAUGCGGAUAAAAGCAGCUGUCGAUGCACGGGAAGAGACUGGAUCAGAUAUUGUUAUUGUUUCACGAACUGAUUCUCGUCAAGCAGUGUCUUUGGAUGAAUCUCUUUGGAGGUCAAGAGCUUUUGCUGAUGCUGGAGCAGAUGUCCUUUUCAUUGAUGCACUAGCUUCAAGAGAAGAGAUGAAGUCUUUCUGUGAAAUCUCUCCCUUAGUUCCAAAAAUGGCCAACAUGCUUGAAGGAGGAGGAAAAACACCAAUAGUCACUCCUUUUGAACUUGAGGAGGUUGGAUAUAAACUUGUGGCCUACCCUCUUUCCUUGAUCGGGGUAUCUAUAAGAGCUAUGCAGGAUUCACUAGCUGCCAUCAAAGGAGGUCGUAUCCCUCCUCCUGGCAGCAUGCCAUCUUUUGAAGAAAUAAAGGAUAUCUUAGGUUUCAACACUUACUAUGAAGAAGAGAAGCAGUAUGCAAUCAGCAGCAGUCAAAUGGCUAGGCAGAGAGCAAGCAGUAAUGUUUAUGGCAUACAACGGAGGACUCCAGAUUAUACAGAGCAAAGAAGUCAGAGUCCUCAAGAUCCUGUUGUUGAAGUGAUCACUCCAGAAGUAUACGGUGGCUAUGGUGCAGAUAAUUCAAGAGGUCCUUUUUCUGGGAUCUGGUCUCGAACAUUGAGAGUCAAAAUAACUGGAAGAGAUGGAUUUGAAAAACUUGAUGUUAGGAUUCCAGCUGGGUUCUUGGAGGGGAUCACAAAUAUAGUUCCAGAGAAGCCCUACGUGCCUCAAGACAAAUACCAAGAAACAGAAUGCAGGUUUGCUAAAGAUGAUUAUAUGUAGGGUUUGGACUGAAACACAGACACUUGAUAAAUUGUAAAGAUUGAGGUACUGCAAAAAGAUCUCAGGGAGGUGGUUGCGAUGCCCCUAUAGUUUAUCAGAAGGGAGACAAAACUGAAAUGAGUAUCCAAUCAUUUGUGAAGCAUGUUGAAACUGCUAAUUAAAGUGAAUUGACAAGCAAUCUGGAAAGGUCAGGGGCGUUUUGAGGUGUUUUGGCCCCAAUAUUUUCAACCUCUAAUUUUUAUUUUUAUUUUUUAAGUUAUAAUAUUGUUCCUCAUUUUGCUGCU
Molecule: messenger RNA, 1898 nt
Organism: Populus trichocarpa (black cottonwood)
Lineage: Eukaryota; Viridiplantae; Streptophyta; Magnoliopsida; Malpighiales; Salicaceae
Exons: 8
Coding region: 148-1614 (488 amino acids)
Molecular function (GO): catalytic activity
Source: RefSeq, a predicted model, not a curated record